Molecule: messenger RNA, 5556 nt
Organism: Lethenteron reissneri (Far Eastern brook lamprey)
Lineage: Eukaryota; Metazoa; Chordata; Hyperoartia; Petromyzontiformes; Petromyzontidae
Product: DNA topoisomerase 2-alpha-like
Biological process (GO): resolution of meiotic recombination intermediates; DNA topological change; sister chromatid segregation
Cellular component (GO): nucleus
Molecular function (GO): DNA topoisomerase type II (double strand cut, ATP-hydrolyzing) activity; ATP binding; DNA binding
Source: RefSeq, a predicted model, not a curated record
AGAAAAAAAAUUUGAAUCUCGCGGCGGUCAACGGCUCCCAAGCGACGUUCGCGCGCGAACGAGCAGCAGUGUGGUCGGUGCGAGACGCAGCAUAGAGCACGAAUUUUGUCCUUGUUGUUAACUCGCAAUUGUUGUGCUACAACAAGCGUUGUUUUGAGAUGGCGAUGAGCGUUCUGCAUGGUCCUCCGCUGAAGAAAAAUCUACUCAACGUCAAGGAUGAUGCCAAAUCGAAUCGCCUAUCGGUGGAGAGGAUCUACCAGAAGAAGACCCAACUGGAGCACAUCUUGCUCCGGCCAGACACCUAUAUCGGCUCGGUGGAGCCCGUCACCCAGAACAUGUGGGUGUAUGAUGAGCAAAUCGGCAUGAACUGCAGGGAUGUGACGUUUGUGCCUGGGUUGUUCAAGAUUUUUGAUGAGAUCCUUGUAAAUGCCGCAGACAAUAAGCAAAGGGACCCAAACAUGACAUGUAUUAAAGUCAUCAUUGACCCGGAAAACAACAAAAUCAGUGUGUGGAACAAUGGAAAGGGAAUCCCGGUGGUGGAACACAAGGUGGAGAAGGUGUACGUGCCUGCGUUGAUCUUCGGACAGCUGCUCACCUCAAGCAAUUACGACGAUGAUGAAAAGAAGGUCACAGGUGGGCGAAAUGGUUACGGAGCAAAAUUGUGCAACAUCUUCAGCACUCAAUUUACUGUAGAGACAUCGUGCAGUGAAUCUAAAAAGAUGUUUAAACAGAAAUGGAUGAAUAACAUGUCAAAGGAAUGCGACUCUGUGAUCAAGCCCAGCAGUGGAGACGACUUCACAUGUAUCACCUUUCAACCAGACCUAACCAAGUUCAGCAUGACCAUACUGGACAAGGACAUCAUUGCAAUCAUGACACGGCGUGCCUACGAUAUAGCUGGAAUCUGCAAAGGGGUCAAGGUUUUCCUCAAUGGCCAGAAAUUGCCUCUCACUGGCUUCAGGAAAUACGUGGACUUGUACCUAAAGGACCGUGUGGAUGAAUCGGGAAUGCCACUACAAGUGGUGCAUGAGGUUGUGAGUAACCGCUGGGAGGUGUGCCUCUGCAUAAGUGAAAAGGGUUUCCAGCAGGUCAGCUUCGUCAACAGCAUUGCCACCACCAAGGGUGGACGACAUGUGGACUAUGUAGUGGAUCAGGUGACAAGCAAGCUCAUUGAGACGGUGAAGAAGAAAAACAAGGCUGGCAUUGCUGUGAAGCCUUUCCAGGUCAAGAACCACAUGUGGAUAUUCGUGAACUGCUUGGUGGAGAACCCCACGUUUGACUCCCAGACGAAGGAAAACAUGACCUUGCAGCACAAGAAGUUUGGUUCUACCUGUUCCCUCUCCGAAAAGUUCAUCAAGACGGCAAUGGGCUGUGGGAUUGUUGAAAGCAUUUUGAACUGGGUGAAGUUCAAGGCACAGUCUCAGCUGAACCAAAAUUGUUCUUCAAAGAAGAUGUCUAAGUUGCGGGGAAUUCCCAAGCUGGAUGAUGCCAAUGACGCAGGUGGAAAAAACUCCCAGAGGUGCACCCUCAUUUUGACGGAGGGAGACUCGGCCAAGACCCUAGCGGUCUCUGGGCUGGGUGUUGUGGGGCGUGACCACUAUGGAAUCUUUCCUCUCCGUGGGAAAAUGCUCAACGUGCGAGAGGCUUCUUACAAGCAGAUCAUGGAGAACGCAGAAAUCAACAACCUGAUCAAGAUCGUAGGACUGCAGUACAAGAAAAAGUAUGACGAUCCUGAAUCGCUCAAGACUCUCCGCUAUGGCAAGAUCAUGAUCAUGACAGAUCAGGAUCAGGAUGGCUCUCACAUUAAAGGGCUUGUCAUCAACUUUAUUCACCACAACUGGCCAUCCUUGCUUCAACAUCGUUUCUUGGAAGAGUUCAUCACCCCUAUCGUCAAGGUGUCCAAAAACAAGCAAGAGUUGCCAUUCUACAGCCUGCCCGAGUUCGAUGAAUGGAAGAAUGAGACAAGCAAUUACAAAUCCUGGAAAAUAAAGUACUACAAAGGUCUGGGGACCAGUACAUCCAAGGAGGCCAAAGAGUACUUUGCGGACAUGAAACGCCAUCGCGUCGAAUUCCGCUACGCUGGCCCCGAGGAUGAUAAUGCGAUCACCCUGGCCUUUAGCCGGAAGAAGAUUGAGGACCGUAAGGAGUGGCUGACGAACUGGAUGGUGGACCGUCGGCAGCGACGGGAACAAGGGCUCCCCGAGUCUUUCCUUUACGGGAAACAAACUUCUCACCUGACGUACAACGACUUUAUCAACAAGGAGCUGAUCCUCUUUUCGAACUCGGACAAUGAGCGCUCAAUCCCUUCUCUUGUUGAUGGUUUUAAGCCUGGGCAGAGGAAAGUACUGUUCACGUGCUUUAAAAGGAAUGACAAGCGGGAGGUGAAGGUCGCCCAGCUGGCAGGUUCAGUGGCUGAGAUGUCUGCUUACCACCAUGGCGAGCAAUCGCUCAUGAUGACUAUCGUCAGCUUGGCCCAGAACUUUGUUGGCAGCAACAACAUCAAUAUCCUGCAGCCCAUCGGCCAAUUUGGAACCCGGCUAAAUGGCGGCAAAGAUGCCGCCAGCCCUCGAUACAUCUUCACCAUGAUCAGCACGGUCGCUCGUCUGCUGUUUCCACCCGUGGACGAUAACCUGCUCAAGUUCCUGUGGGAUGACAACCAGCGGGUGGAGCCCGAGUGGUACUGUCCGAUCAUCCCCUUGGUGCUGGUGAACGGUUCUGAUGGCAUUGGCACAGGCUGGGCCUCCAGAAUCCCCAACCAUAACCCACGUGAGAUCAUCAACAACAUCCGCCGCUUGCUUGAUGGAGAAGAGCCUCUGCCUAUGCUGCCAUGGUACAAAAAUUUCAAGGGGUCCAUCGAUGAGCUGGGUCCCAACCAGUUCAUGUUGAGCGGUGAAAUUUCCAUCCUGGACAGUGAGACCAUUGAGAUCUCGGAGCUGCCUGUACGCACUUGGACUCAGACGUAUAAGGAGUCGGUGCUGGAACCCAUGCUCUCUGGCACAGACAAGACUGCGCCACUCAUCACGGACUACAAGGAGUACCACACGGACACCACAGUGCGCUUCAUUAUCAAGAUCAGCCGGGAGAAGCUGUUGGAGGCAGAAGCAGCGGGCUUGCACAAAGUGUUCAAGCUACAAGCACCGCUCACCUGCAAUUCAAUGGUGCUUUUUGACCACCUUGGUUGCUUGAGGAAGUACGAGUCCGUUGCCGAUAUCCUGCGCGAGUUCUAUGAGGUGCGUCUCAAGUACUACAGCUUGCGCAAGGAGUGGCUCAAUGGUAUUCUGGGAGCAGAGUCGGCCAAACUGAGCAACCAGGCACGCUUCAUCCUCGAGAAGAUCGAGGGAACGGUGGUCAUCGAGAAUAAACCAAAGAAGGAGCUGAUUCGGUUGCUGGAAGCCCGAGGGUAUGAUUCUGAUCCCAUCCGUGCCUGGAAGGAGGCUCAAAUGAAGUCAAAUCUUGAAGAAGAGCCAAACAGUCAAGAGGACAGCGACGGUGGAGAAGAGUCGUCAGCUCCGUCAUCUGGACCUGACUAUAACUACAUCCUCAACAUGGCGCUCUGGUGUCUGACCAAGGAGCGCAAGGACGAACUGUUGCGGCAGAGGGAUUUGAAGAUUCAAGAGCUGGAGAAUGUGAAGUCCAAAUCACCAUGUGAUCUGUGGAAGGACGAUUUGGCAGUAUUUGUGGAGGAGCUGGAUCGUGUGGAGGCCCAACAGCACAAGGAUGAUAUUGCUGAUAUCAUGGUCAAGGGUAAAGGUGGCCAAAAGAAAGCGGGCGCCAAGAGCCUGACUUUGAAGGCGGAGGUGGUGCCCUCACCACACGGUCGACGUAUCGUGCCGGUCAUCACUGCUGCCAUGAAGGUCGCUCGCAAAAAAAUUAAGACUGAUCGCGACGGGCCCGCAGAAACAAAGUAUGAUGAGGAUGGAAAUGAGCUGCCGUCAAUCUCUCCCGAUGAGGGCUCUAAUCUCACAAAACGUGUGGCAAAGAAACCGAAGGAAAAAGAUGGGAAGAAGCAAACAACACUGUCCUUCAAGCCAACAGUCAAAAAGGAGACCAAGAAAAAUCCAUGGUCCGAAUCCGAUUCGGAGCUUGAUCUGAGCAAUCUGUCUUCUGAGGACAUUAAGGUGCCCUCCAGAGAUGCCAGGCCUAAGCGUACCGCUGCCGCACAAAAUUUUAAGUUUGACAGCACAGAUGAAGAGGGGGACCCGCAGAUGCCAACGUCGUGCCACGGCAUGGACAACAGCAGCGACAGUGAGGACGCGUUUCUGUCCAUUAAGCAGGCCUUGCCGGCGCCAAGCAGACAAAAGAAAGUGACAGAGAAAUCUAUGGACUGCAAGCCGAACGGCACAAACUCCAAACCUGCCACAAAGAAAGAUAUUGAAUCCAUCGACAUGCUCCUGGAUUCUGAUGAGGACUUGAUUGAGAUCACCAAAGCAGCAGUGAAAGCAAAGCCCGCAAGCAACGCCACCACUAGUAAGGGCUCUAAAACCACUGCCAAAAAAGGUGACGCCAAGCAACCGACCAUCCUGGCUGUUAUGUCCAAAGCAAAAGCCAAACCGAAAGCAAGUGGCUUUUCCAGCUCGGAGGGUGAUCUUGAAAAAACAUCCAAGGCAGCCGUGGCAGGUGGUGCAAAGAAGCGAAAGGUGCUUGACGAUUCAGACAGCAGCCCUGAUCGAGUCAAGCAAAGGUCCACGGCUCAACAGAAGAAGAAGGUGGGGAUGGAUGAUAGUUUCACACUCGAUGACGACGUGCUGCUCGAUUGCAGCCCUGUACAAAAGGGGCCCCGAGCUGCUCGCGCCAAGAAGGCCGUCAAGUACAACUUCUCUGAUGACGAGUCUGACCCCCAGUCGGACUUUUGAGGCCGCAAGAGGGCGCUGACUUACGUCUGUUGCUCCGGAUGUCAAAAAGCACAAUUUCAUAUAGAUUCGUGUGUACGUACGUACAAAUGUAAUGGUUAGUAGCAGGAAAAACUUUCUAUACAUUUGCGUCAAUUGAAGUGACAUUUUUAAAAUAUAGUAUUAAAGGUGAGGUUGCUCACAGGCUGGUCUCGCUGAGCAAGCGAGAUGCGGUUCACGAAAGUUGCUCGUUAAACGAAAACUCGUCAUGGUUUUCCCAUCGACUCCCACGUUAAAAGCAGACUUGCGGUUCAAUUCCCAUCAUAUUUCACUCUUGAACACCUUUUUUUAACGUGAGAAAAGCAAAUGAAAAAUUUUAAGUGACGUAAUAAAACAUAAAAUUUAACACUUACCACACACAUGAAAAACCAGUGCUUGCAGAUGUAUGUUGAACGUCUUUCACACUGUACAUAGCCAACCGUGAUAAUCGGAGGUGCCAAUGAAUGUGCCUCCACCUCUACCCCCCCCCCACCCACCUCUUUCCCCCACCUCCCCACCCCUCUUGACAUGCCUGUAUAUUGUGACUGAAAAACAGCAUUCUUGCAAGUCUUCCAUUCUGUAAACCUUUCUUCACUACUCCUUGAGAUGUUGUUCUCUCAGUUUGUGUCUCAGUCUUUUCUCCAGCAAACUUUUUAAGUUGUUACUCUUUAUAACUUUUACUUUUUGAAAA